UUUGAUGAAGGCUGGGGGUUCUGUGGAACAGAGGAUUAUCAGAGUAAAUGUAAUGAAAUAGCGGAACAAGUAAUGGAUACUCGGCUGAUGGGUAUUCACCGGCUAAACAAUGAAUAUUGUGUAGAACAACUAAAAAUAAAUCUAGCAAAGGAAAUGCCUGAGGUGGAGGAAAGGGAAUUCAAUGAUUUAGACAAGGUGGGCACAAUAUGCGUCGGGAAAAAUGUGACUUUAAAGAUGAAAAACUUUGAAGUAUUCGAGGUGAAUAAAAGUUUGACAAAGUUUACGAAAAUUAAACUUGACGAAACUAGAAGAAAAAAUGUUGAGGCAGGUAACUAAAUAUAUAU
Eurytemora carolleeae is the source of this 344-nucleotide messenger RNA. RefSeq lists its product as uncharacterized. The record is from RefSeq and is a predicted model, not a curated record. The annotation marks the transcript as partial. NCBI's taxonomy places the organism in Eukaryota, Metazoa, Arthropoda, Copepoda, Calanoida, Temoridae. The transcript is spliced from 5 exons.